AUGAGCCCCUCGGAAAUUAUUGCUGUGAUCGGAGCCACAGGCAGCCAGGGAGGCUCAGUCGUGGAUGCCCUGCUCGAAGCUGGAGAAUUCAAAGUUCGUGCUGUUCUUCGCAAUCCGACCCCCGAGAAGGCUGAACCUUUGCGUGCUCGGGGAUUGAGCUUGAUCAAGGCGUUCGAGGGCGUGUAUGGCAUCUACGCAGUCACCGACUUCAUCGAACCAUUCAUGAAAUAUGGCCCGGAAGAAGCCGAGAAAAUUGAGCUAGUUCAAGCGACGAACCUCGCGCAAGCUGCCGCCGCGACAGACUCUCUAUCGCAUUACAUCUGGUCGACCCUCCCUUCAUCGGCCAAACUGUCGCAGGGAAAAUAUCUCACUCCGCACUUCGAGUCAAAGGCUGCGGUUGAUGAGUACAUCUUGAAGGAGCUGCCAGACCUGGCAGCCAAAACCACCUUCUUCUGGAUUUCCUACUAUGCAUCCAACUUGACUUUCCCUCCUUUCACACCCAACCUGCUUCGGUCGAGCGGGCAGUAUGGGUGGAUCCAACCAGUUGACGGAUCAACUCCAAUCACAACGGUUGGUGAUGAGCGGAAAAAUGUCGGGCUCUUUGUGAAAGCCAUUCUGCAAAACCCUAAACUGACCCGCGGAGGGAAGUACGUCCUAGCCGAAGUGGAAACCCUCACCAACCAGCAGGUUUUGGAGAGCUGGGGCAGAGCGACGGGUAAGCCCGUUACAUAUAUCCCUACCACCCUGGAUGCCUACGACUCUUUGUUUCCGAAAUGGGGCAGGGAGAUGGGUGUUAUGUUAGAGUUCUGGAACGCAGCGGGUAAGGAUUCCUGGAGCAAACCAGGAGUUACACCUCUUCAUAAAGAAGACCUGGGAAUUGAUGUGGUUAAAUUGACUGGUCUGGAGACUGCCCUGGGGGCAAUUAAGUGGAAAGGCCUUACUUGA
Messenger RNA from Talaromyces proteolyticus, 945 nucleotides. RefSeq names its product putative hscarg dehydrogenase. Lineage: Eukaryota; Fungi; Ascomycota; Eurotiomycetes; Eurotiales; Trichocomaceae. The record is from RefSeq and is a predicted model, not a curated record. The transcript has 3 exons. The coding region runs from base 1 to 945 and encodes 314 amino acids.